AUGGCUACGAUGCCGCUUUCCCACGACUCCAUAACCGAGAAGCAGCCGGUUUCGCAGCAGACUUCGAACGGGACUGGCUCCGGACGAACGUCGCUCAGCAACGCCGACCGCGAAGCCCUUUUGCAAGAUGCGCUCUACCCCGACGACAGUUACACCGCCAACGGUACCUACUGGGCUGACUGUGAGUUGUGUUCACUUUUCGUGGCUGCUCGGGAGGGCAUUCGUCGUUGCCGCACGUCGGUCUCGCGGUCGCGGUCGGCGUUGGCUGGGCCUUCCAACAGGCUCGCUCGGCCACCCUUCGAAUUACGCGCGCUGACGGGUCUAGCCUCCUCCGCACUCUGAUGCUCAUUCGCAGUGCCCAACGGUGAGCGGCGCAAGUGGAUCAAUGAAGAGAGCAACAAGGAGGCUCUCCGAGAACUCAAGGCUAUCGGUGCUUCGGCCAAGAUCGAUCCUCUGGCUCCCCUCGGCGCCUACUUCCGCAAAUAUGUCAGCAACGGUCAGUUCAAAAACGGUGUCGGCACCUAAGCAAGUCUUUUCGUCGACUUGCACCGAAAAGCUUGCCCGGGGUCCGCCCAAGACUACUGGAGACUGACAAACGCUCGCGAUGCGCAACGCCAUGAAUCGGAACAGGUAUGGGUCUUUUCGUCGAAGGCUUCGUCCUGUUCUCGAUUGGCAAUUUGCAACCGUUGUUCGCCGCCGUCUGGCCUCAGUGCUGGGGCAAGAAGCACCAGGUUUGCAACAAGAAUUUGAUCGCAAGUGUCACCUACCUCGAAAUCGUCGGUAUCAUCAUCGGUCAACUCCUCGUCGGUUGGGAGGCGGAUUUCAUCGGCCGCAAGUUCGGUCUUGUCCAGGAUGCCGUCGUCAUGUUGAUCGGUGUCAUCAUGCUCACCUCCGUGUGGGGCGCGACCCUCCAAGGAUGGGUCAUCGCCUACACCAUCUCCCUCUUCAUCUAUGGUAUCGGUGAGUGGCUUUCUGAGAGAGCGUCAUACCAUCAUGGAAGACCACCGGGAACUAACGCUGUAUGUGCUCUUCCCCAAUAAGGCGUUGGUGGUGAAUAUCCGACUUGCGGUACCCGUUCGAUCGAGCGCGACUUGGCCGGCCCGGAGGGUGCCCGUGAUGAUCGCUUGCACCGUGGUCGCAACGUAGUUUUAGCUUUCCUCAUGCAAGGUUGGGGACAAGUCUUCAAUCAGGCGCUUCUUAUGUUGCUCCUGUUCAUCUUCCACUCUGGCCGAACCGAACCUCCCUACUCCGAGAAGGCUGCCCAGUACACUUUCCGUGUAUCGUUUGGCAUCAUCGGCCUCCUUCACGCAUGGCUCGCCUACUUCCGUUACUACCACAUCAAGGACGCCGAUCUUAUUGUUCAGGCCGCCAAGAAGCGCUCCAACGUUUCCGGCUACGACACGGUUUCGCUCAAGCUCGUCUGCUCGCACUACUGGGGCCGUUUGAUCGCCACGGCUGCCGGUUGGUUCGCGACCGACAUCUUGUCAGUUCGGCUCAUUUCGCUUCGGUGGGAUGACGCUUCCUCUGACAUUCGUACUUCAUCUUGUCUGCCCAUAGCUUCUACGGUAACAAGGUCUUCCAAGGUAUCUUCAUCCAAAUCAUCAAGCCUGGAGCCUCGCUGUGGGUCACUUGGGAGUACUCUCUUCUUGUACGUCUUCGCGCUGCACACGCGCCACGUUUGCAAUACCCGCAGCUUUUGCUGACGUUGGUCCUGUUUGCUCGCGCCACUACAGAACGCUGUCGUCUCCAUGUGCGGUUACUACGUCGCGGCCGGACUCAUCGAUCACAAGCGCUACGGUCGCGUGAGGAUGCAACAGAUCGGUUUCGCCUUCAACUUUGUUGCCUUCCUCGCCUGUGCCAUCUGGUACGAUCAGCGUAAGUCUCUUUCUUGAAGGAACCGGUUUCUUGUGUGAUUUUGAUCCAGGUUGACUGACAUCCGCUGCUCAUCUCUUGGGCUCAUCAGUCCGCAAGCCUGGAGCUCCGAUCAAGAUGUUCCAGUUCUUGUACUUCAUGUCGUCCUUCUUCGUUCAGGUAUGUCAUCCGUCUUCUUCUCGCAAUCCUCUCGCAGGAUCCCCAGUUCGAUCUCGGCAUUGCAGAGGUACUGAUCGUUGUGCCUUCCCAUCUUGACAGUUCGGUCCUAACUGCACCACUUUCCUUGUCGCCGCCGAAGUAUACCCCGCCAAUGUGCGUGGUAGUGCUCACGGAUUCUCGGCUGCCUCCGGAAAGCUCGGAGCUCUCGUCCCCACUGUCCUUUACAACUACAUCGACAACCACACCAAGUUCUGGUUCGUGCCAUGGUUCGGUCUCAUUGGUGCCGUCCUCACCUGGAUGUUUUUGCCCGAUACGACUGGUCUUGAUCUUCGCGAACAAGAGCGAUACUGGCAGUGCGUUCGUUCGGGCCACCCCGAGGAAUACCACGGCAUCGCCGUCCACCCACGCCAUCUCAGUUGGUAUGAGCGCACCGUCCUUAAGCGUCAGGUUCACUACGACCCCGUCCAGGACCGUCUCGACCGCAUCGAGGAGCUGCGCAUCUUGUUCGAGUCGCACGUCAUCGCGCAGAACGACGAGUCUGGAGAUUCUGACGAGGUCGACCACGCCUUCAUCACGCCCAAUGUCGUCAAGUACUUCGAGUCCGAGGGUGACCUCGGCGAGAAGAUCCAGACGCAGAGCAAGAAGGAGCGAGCCUUGCACGAGAGCGCGCCUGACGUUCGCAUGCGAUCCAAGCUCCAUGAGCAGUUGGAGUAA
This is a messenger RNA of Microbotryum saponariae, 2745 nucleotides long. The record is from the annotation of a GenBank genome assembly. Lineage: Eukaryota; Fungi; Basidiomycota; Microbotryomycetes; Microbotryales; Microbotryaceae.